Chenopodium quinoa (quinoa) is the source of this 2320-nucleotide messenger RNA. RefSeq lists its product as uncharacterized. The record is from RefSeq and is a predicted model, not a curated record. NCBI's taxonomy places the organism in Eukaryota, Viridiplantae, Streptophyta, Magnoliopsida, Caryophyllales, Amaranthaceae. The transcript is spliced from 2 exons. The coding region runs from base 57 to 821 and encodes 254 amino acids.
AAUCAUGAAUGAACUCCACUUACAACUAUUAUAUAUAAGAUCAACACGAGCUUGACAUGACACGACUAUUUCUUGACUCAUUUGAAUCACAAGCUGUUGAGUAUGAAGGACGAUGGCUCCGCACAUGGGCCAACACAGUACGGCCCGUGCCCAUCUUAUUCUAUACUCGAAGCCUUGGAGGACCUCCACAAAAGAGCCGCCAUUUUUCUCUUCCACAUCUCUUGAUCUCUUCCUCAACAGUCAACAAUCACAAAACUGCUCACCGAGUCACAGCCACAAUCUCAGAAGCCCCAACAUUCCAGAAUUCAAUUUCUGCUAACUCUUCAGGAUCGUCAUUUGCAUCAGUUUCCAACUCGGUUCUCUUGAAUGAAGCUUUGCAUUGUCUUGGUCAGAAAUGUAUACAUAAAUUUGAUUUGGUUGCGGAAACCUUUGAAAAGGUGCCCUUGUUGAUCAAGCCUGAUCUUCCGAAACCCCAUCAGAUUAAGCUUGGUGUCAUUGGAGAAAAAAAUUGUUUAUGUGCUAUGUUGGUACAUCACUCUGAGGAAGAGAAAUGGAUGUUCGAGUCGUGGAUGUUGGAGGAAUAUAACAAAUGGGAUUCUUGGAAAAAGUUGUAUAGAAUUGACUUGAAGAAGGAGAUUGCCAGGAACUACAUCGGAUUUUUAGGUUUCACAUACAAUGGCAAUUUUUGCAUUCGAGAAAAAAAUGGACUUAAACUCAUUGAUCCUUGCGAUCCACCUUCAUGUGUCAUGGUUUGCCGUGGAUCAGUAUUCGUAGCUAUUGAUUAUGUGGAGAGUCUUGUAUCUCCGUUUUCUCUUGAUUAAGUUGAUCUGAAGUUCAAAAUAUUCAAUCCAUUUUAGGAGAUCACUUGUGUGUACGGUCUGGAAGGCCAAAUCAUUUGGAGCAGAACAGAAUCUGUAGGAAAAGAUUCAUCUGGUGAAGCAUCUGAAUCCACUAGGACAGUCUCAAUUAGUUUACUUCAAGUAUAUACCUCGUCAAUCAGACAAGACAGACGAUGCUUGGGACUAAAUAGAGGAGGUAGUGUCAUAAAGAAAGUAAUGUAUGAAGGAAAUACGCCUUCUCUGAUUAGAUUGUUACAUUGUUACAGGACUCCUUAUCAUACAAAAUGCACUAUGACAGGGUAGGGAGAAAUAUCUGAAGAUUUUUCUUAAAUUCUUCAAAUUUGUGUCAAUCGUCAAUUACUACGGGGUUAGUGCAUUGUAGACCAAUUUUACUUGUACAAUGUCUUCUAUUUCUGUAGCUGAUAAUUUCUACAGAGGUUGAAGUGUUGAAUAUGAUUUGUUAUAUUUAACAAAGUGCUGCAUAAUUUUCUGUUUGAUUAGUGUCAGUCUGCAAUUCAGCUGCUUACAGUAAUACUAUUUCCUACCUGUUCCAAGUUUACAGCUGAGAAGUACAACACAGAGGCAGCAUAACAACUUGCCACUAAAGCUUCGACGUGAUUCAGGGUAUCAUAACACUUUUGAAUCAGUUGCCCUGUUUUACAGAUUCACAAUAACCAUAUUCAUCAAAAUGAGUCACCAUGCCUGAACCUCGUAUGCCUUUGGAUGUGAUGCCUUUGGAAAUCUCACAGCAGUCACGAUGCCUGAAUCUUGUAUCACCUUACUCCUAACUUCUAUAGUUCUACUGCAGGUGUUCGAGCUCAGAGAAGUUCAAAUGUGAAAAGGCACAUCCAAUCCUUCAAACAAGAAAGAGGAGCGAGGUUGUUGAUGCAAAUUAUUGAAUUCCUAAGUAAACUCGUGACUUAAAUCAAAUAUCCUAAUGAAAGCUAAGCGAGAUUCUUCUCUUUGGCCUUGGGAAGCAUUACCCCACUGAAUGUGAUAUUGACUGAAUCUACUAACUGCAAGUCUGCAAGUAUAGCUAAAUCAUUGCCAUAUUCUAUUUUGCCUUGUCACAAGACCUAGAGGCACGAGAACAAGAGAGCAACAUGCCAAUGUCAUACUGCUGCUCAUCUAUGAAUUCUUACACUAAUAUGUUUAGUUGUACUAAUACAAUAAUAGUGAAUAUAGUAGCUUGAAUUCAUACCUCAUACAUGCACGGAGAUUAAUCACCCAUAAGAAGUAAAAACACAUCUAAUGAAAAAAGGGUGAUACCUCAUACAUGCACGGAGAUUCAUCAAUAAUUGUUCUCACGUAAAUAAUAUAUUCAUGAAAAUAUGUAAUGGUUUAUUAUAUGAAUUUACUAUAAAUUGAGUGAGGGAUAGCUGCUCAAGUGGUUAAAACUUUCUUCCCAGUUUCCAUAAGAUCUUAAGAUUGAUUCUCAUCCCCGCUUUUGUGGCUCUCUAAGCACCAAAAAAAAAAAAAAA